GCGAGGGGCGGGCCUCCUCACUCCUAGGCUCUUAUUGUCCUUAACAUUGGCCAGACUUGUCGUCACUCACGGAACCUCGAGCUCAUUGGUACAAAAGCUCCAAGAGGCGGUGGGUGAUAGGUUGGUUACUGUUCCCGCCCCAAGCCUGUCGCCAUUUUGCACAGGGGAUCCGAAAUCCUAAAGGCAGCGGUAUUGGUACCCCUACAGUUUGGUGACAGGUAACAGAGUUCAAUUACAAUGGGGAACGUUUUUGAAAAACUGUUUAAAAGUCUAUUUGGGAAAAAAGAGAUGCGGAUUCUUAUGGUGGGUUUGGAUGCUGCUGGAAAAACCACCAUCUUGUACAAAUUGAAGCUGGGAGAGAUUGUGACUACCAUCCCUACAAUAGGUUUCAAUGUGGAGACGGUAGAAUAUAAAAACAUCAGCUUCACAGUUUGGGAUGUUGGUGGCCAGGACAAAAUCCGACCUUUGUGGCGACAUUAUUUCCAGAACACACAAGGUCUGAUAUUUGUGGUCGACAGUAAUGACAGAGAGCGGGUCAAUGAGGCCCGAGAAGAACUAACCAGAAUGUUAGCCGAAGAUGAGCUCAGAGAUGCAGUUUUAUUGGUGUUUGUGAAUAAACAGGAUCUUCCCAAUGCUAUGAAUGCAGCAGAGAUAACAGACAAGCUUGGCUUACAUUCCCUCCGCCAGAGAAACUGGUACAUUCAGGCUACUUGUGCCACCAGCGGAGACGGGCUCUACGAAGGCCUGGACUGGCUCUCCAACCAGCUCAAAAACCAGAAGUGAUGGGCAGCGCUCCACUCCCUGUGCAUCAUGGCAAAAUCUGCCGGCCUCUUCUGUGUGCAUGUGUGCGUGUGAGGAGCCAAGUGUGGGUGUGUGGCUGGGCAUGGGAGCAGCUUUCUCACAUGGUGCCUUAUACGUGCCAGCAGAAAACCAGUCUUACAUGUUACAAAACUCCAGUGUUACAUUUUAAGUGCUACCUUCCACUUCAACUGCUGUGAUGACCAGUUUUGCAAUGGAUGGAGGCAUCCAGAGGGCUUACUGGUGCACCAUAGCCACAGUGCUUUGUGGUGGGGAGGAGGGGGAGGGUUGGCCGCGGACCGAUUUCAUUCGUUUGGUCCCGGAUCUGGUGUCUCUGCAUACCUGGGGUCCUGCUAGACUUGGGUGUCCGUGUGUGCCAGAGCUAGCAUCUCACUUUUCAGUACUUUAAAGUGAAUGAUCCCCAAGAAAAAAAAAGGCACUUGCUUACUGCAGUUUUCAGUUCAGAUUUAAACUUCUCCCUUAAGUUAUAUUCCAGCCCAGACUUCCUGGUUUAAUGUGCUUCGUUGAAAGGAAUCAGUGGUCUUUGUUCAUUAGAGUAUCCAGACCCUGUAACACUAGAAAAUUACCUAGUCCUUCCCUGAUUUGCCUCUUAUUUGCCAAAUGGAGACCCUAUGGGGUAGUAACCCGGCACGCGGCUAAGGCUCUUUACUGGGGCCGUGCGGUCGCAUGGAGGGUCCGGUGAAGGAAGUGAGGCGCGGGUCGGGUUUGUGUCCCUGGACCACAGUCUCGGGCUGCCGGCUCCUAAGACUGCUGCUCCCACUUCUCUGCUGGGUGCUGAAUGUUCUCUGCUCGAAACAGGAGGUUCACUCCUGGGAUGGAAUCGUUACCGUGUACAGUGUCUUCGUUCAACUUUUGGUUUGAGUUAGCUGCUGUCCCCAGAACCACACGCCUUUGAGUUCUGAGAGUUUGUGAGAGAAUCAAGAGGUUAAUUUGGGGGAUGAAACUCCCGGCAGCCCCUGGUAUUGUCCCCGAGUUGGUUGGUGCUAAAUUUUGCUCUGAAAGUUGUCUUGUCCAGACCACUCUCUAUGGCACUGACUCCCUCUUCUGGUUGGCAAUAAUGUCCUAUGUGGAAACAUGCUUUAUGCUGUCCUCAAAAUAGUAGUAAAAAUGGCCUGGAAAUGAGCUCGGCUCAAGACUUAAUAUUCUAGAGCUCUUUAGCCCAGACAGCUAUUGGCCAAAUUUGUACCUAAGCUUUCCACUACUACCUUUUAAAAUCCCUUUUUCAAAAACCCUUCAUUCAGAUUACAGACAAGGGGAAUGUAAUGUGAAUUUUAACAAAAGUAAACCUUGUUAUUGAAGACAAUGAAGUUGCUAUCACUAGGAAGAAAUUUCAUGCCAUGGUAAGUGUGGGGUGUAAUGUUUUUCUUUCAGAUGUUGACUUCAAAGAAUGUUCAUUGCAGUACUGGCAACGAAGUCCAGAUUUGAUUUUUAACCAUGGAGUUAAGUCCUGAGAAAUAUUUAGAUUGUACGCCUGAAAUUGGCAGGGACUAUGUCUUAUACUUUUGUAUUUAUGCUUAAUACCGUGUACCUAGUACAGUGCUAGGUCUCAUUAAACUCUUGUUGAUUUGUUGAACAAUAAAGAACUUGCUUUGGAAGGAG
Messenger RNA from Camelus dromedarius (Arabian camel), 2418 nucleotides. RefSeq names its product ADP-ribosylation factor 2. The transcript is spliced from 5 exons. NCBI's taxonomy places the organism in Eukaryota, Metazoa, Chordata, Mammalia, Artiodactyla, Camelidae. Gene Ontology annotation, cellular component: plasma membrane; cytoplasm. Gene Ontology annotation, molecular function: GTPase activity; GTP binding. Bases 238 to 783 code for a protein of 181 amino acids. The record is from RefSeq and is a predicted model, not a curated record. Gene Ontology annotation, biological process: intracellular protein transport; vesicle-mediated transport.